Molecule: messenger RNA, 893 nt
Organism: Rubroshorea leprosula
Lineage: Eukaryota; Viridiplantae; Streptophyta; Magnoliopsida; Malvales; Dipterocarpaceae
Source: the annotation of a GenBank genome assembly
AUGUUCAAUGAUAACCCUUCUUUCUUUUUCAACUUGUAGAUUGGCAGUGAUCUCUCCCAGUUUGUGGGGCCGCUUGUAUUGAACCACCUGCUACAGUCCAUGCAACAAGGUGAUCCAGCUUGGACUGGUUACAUCUAUGCAUUCUCAAUUUUUGCUGGAGUGGCUGUUGGGGUGUUAUGUGAAGCUCAGUAUUUUCAGAAUGUCAUGCGUGUUGGUUUUCGGUUGAGAGCUACCUUGGUUGCUGCUGAGGGCUUGCAGCGUACUGAUAGGAGAAUUGGCCUCAUGAAUGAAAUAUUGGCUGCAAUGGACACUGUGAAAUGUUAUUGUUGGGAAAGCAGCUUCCAGUCUAAAGUUCAAAGUGUUCGUAAUGAUGAAUUAUCACGGUUCCGCAAAGCAUCACUACUUGGAGCAGUAUAUCCUGGCACCAUAUUACAAAUUUUCUGUUUGGUUUUUGCUAGAUCUGGAGUCUUGAUAUGAGUAUCUAUAUAAAAACUGGCUUUCUAUCCAAGAUUUAGUAUAUGUCAAUCACUAGGUACAAAAAUGCAUUAGGUGGUUUUUGGGUGGUGAUGGUGCUUUUUGCAUGCUAUGUCUCAACAGAAGUUCUACGAGUUUCAAGUAGCACAUGGUUGAGUACUUGGACAGAUCAAAGCUCUCCAAAGACACAUGGGUCAGGUUAUUACAACUUGAUCUAUUCACUUCUCUCAUUUGGUCAGGUAUGAGUUUGUUAAGUAGAUAUGUACCAUUUUUCAUAUCCUUCUGUGACAUUCCCUUUUAAAAGUAGAAAGGAUGCCUACCUUUCCCACCGAUCUCAGAAAUUAUAUCAUCUUGUUGGGCGAAAUGCCAAAUCCUGCCCUCAAAGGCUCAAAAUUGUAUUCUGUAUGUAUUUGAUUUUC